Messenger RNA from Blumeria graminis f. sp. triticale, 2562 nucleotides. The record is from the annotation of a GenBank genome assembly. NCBI's taxonomy places the organism in Eukaryota, Fungi, Ascomycota, Leotiomycetes, Helotiales, Erysiphaceae.
AUGUCCCUAACGUUUGAUGUUGUAACUUACUUGCAGGAGGAACCACUUUCCAAUAUUUUAGAGCCUUUCCGUGACAUCUAUAAGAUGAACUUUAAUGGUACAGGUGACACUGUCUUCGAAAAUCCAAUCGGUGAAGUUGCAUCAAGGGAAUCUCUUAUAAAUUUAUUUACUCGAUUCACACUUCACGUCAGUCAAGGAAAUUUUGUCACUUCCGAGAUAAGAAAUCUUUUCUCUCGAAUGACUCGUAUUCAAUACUGGCUGACUUCUACAUCGUUCGACUUGGCUCCAUUUGAACCACUAGCAAAGACAAUUUUAAACUACAGUUCAGAUGUCGAGGUUUGGCAAUGUCUCAUGCAUCUUGUCGAUACGCUUGAAACAAUGAUCAAAGGACCCACUGAUCAACCAAAGAAAUUGGCGGCAGACUCGAUUUAUAGGCGUGCUGGAGCACCACUUGAUCGAGCCGGAAAGACAAUGGAAGAACUCAAGGAAUCAAUGCGCCAUGAACUGUCUGGAUCGGAGAUUAUCAAAUCUUCCGUCAGCACUUGGACGAAAUCGGCAAAGGAGAAAGGAAAGAUGGCCAGAAGUAGAUUCAUGCACUCCAUUGAAGCCACACAAUGUCACACAUUAGCCAAAGGACAAAUCGAAGGAGGGCAAACCGAUCGACAGCUUGAUUAUUUUAUCAAGCGAAAUAAUCUCCCUACUGGUGACGGCUAUCACUGGCGCGACGUACUUGUGGUAGGAGAGCUCACGAAGCUACGAACAUCAGCGUUUUUGGACAAGUUUCUCCGGCUUUGUGUGUACAUGAGUGAAGUCUUCUUGGCCCAGCCAUUACGGCAUUUUGUUCACGGGUUCAUACUUUUUGGGACUCAACUUCAGCUUUGGGUAUUCGAUCGGUCAGGUCCUUACUGUGAGUCGAUCAUUGAUAUUGGGAUGAUGAGCGACAAAGAGCACGGGAUCGACUCAAACAUCCGAUAUGAUGGUGACGAGAUCAUCAUCAAGAUGAAGGUUCCAGGGUCAAAUGUUAUGCAGGAGUUUUCUCUUGAUUCGAAGCCGUUGGUAUGUCAAUCGGCGCUUGUCUCUAGGGGCACAACUAUUUACUCCUCUAUUGAUAAAAAAUAUGUGGUAAAGUUCUCGUGGAAGAUUUGUGGGAAAACAUCUGAGGUGGAAUUGCUCAAGGUUGCAAAGGAUGUUGUAGGCAUGGCAAAGCUCAUCGGAUGGCGCGAUUUAGUACAGACAAGCACACUCCGAAAGGGACUUACUUUCACUCAACUCAUGGUGAAGUGCACACGACCGGCUGAAAAGAUAUUAACCACGCCUGUCGUUUUAAGUGGGAAUUCUGUUCAAUACCUAAAGAAGAGUACAAGUAAAGCUGAAUCUCGCAAACGGAAGAGCGAGCCAGAACAGGCCGGAGCCAGAAUUGAGUCAGUAAGUAAGCGAACACGAAGUGGAACUAAAGAAGUACCUCGAAGUGUCCCUGUAGUCGAAAUUAGAUCACGACCAACUGGAAUAGUCGUUGAAUCAGGAAAGACCACUCAAGCCAAUGAAAGCCUUGACGUUCCCCAAAGUCCGCAGAGACGUAGCAGUCGCAUCGAGGAACUACGAAUGAGUCAAUCGGUUGGUGGAAAGCGAAAGAUCCAGGAAGACGUAGAUGUCAAUGAUCGUCUCAAAAGAGUCCAUCUUUCCAGUCAUAGAGAAGAAGCGACAACUGAUGAAAAUGAUGCACCAAACUCUUCUCUUGGGAGUGAAUCUAACCACACAAGUACGACCGAAGCGAGUGAAGAAUCGAUGAUGUCGUUUACGAGUGAUUUCAUCCCAUCUGGAUACAAGAUUGAAAGAGCGGAAUGUGUCGACAUACGGAAGCGCCAGCAAGCAGCGGUUGCAAUAACGCCAAUCGGGAAACCAAUCAAUGAUUUCAACACGCCGCUAGAAGUAGUAAUGGGGCUACGCGACGCCAUUAAGGCUCAUAGAUCUCUUUUUACCGAUGCCAAAAUAUUGCAUCGAGACAUUUCGGUGAAUAACAUCCUCCUGAAGAUCUGUGACGACCCUAAAGAUUAUGGAGGCAUUCUGAUCGACCUGGACCUUGCAACUUUGUUCAAGGACGGCAAGGCACAAGGGAAACUGGAAGCGAUGACGGGAACCAUGCAAUUUAUGGCACUAGAAAUCCUGAAGAACAGCUUCGCAGCACCUGGUGCUGUAGUGUCACACUCGUACCGGCAUGAUCUUGAGUCUUUUUUCUAUAUGUUGUUGUGGAUAUGUAUACGCUAUGGAUGGCCGGAUAACAAGUCACCGCAUUUGGACUUCUUAAGAAAGUGGUACUCAGGGACUGCGGAAGAGAUCCACACGAACAAGAAAAUGCAGAUGAAACCCGAAACAUUCGGGGAAGAGGUCUAUGAACGGAUCUCACCAAUGUUUAAAAAUGUCGAAAUUCUUGUUUGGACUUUCUGGAGAAUUUUAUUUCGAAAGGGCGAAGAUAUUGCGACGGGUACCACUCAUGACCCUGAUACUUUGUAUAGCCCGAUAUUAAAGGCAUUCGAAAAUAACAUACUCGUUCUAAGGUCUUAA